Monoraphidium neglectum is the source of this 555-nucleotide messenger RNA. RefSeq names its product COBW domain-containing protein 1. The record is from RefSeq and is a predicted model, not a curated record. The transcript has 5 exons. Bases 1 to 555 code for a protein of 184 amino acids. NCBI's taxonomy places the organism in Eukaryota, Viridiplantae, Chlorophyta, Chlorophyceae, Sphaeropleales, Selenastraceae. Gene Ontology annotation, cellular component: cytoplasm.
AUGUCACUCGAGCAGAUCGCGUUUGCUGACCGCAUCAUCCUGAACAAGCUUGACCUUGUCAGCGCUGAUCAGAAGGAGGCAGUCAUCAAGCGCAUCAAGGCCAUCAACAAGCCUGUCCAGAUCCUGGAGGCCAUCCAGGCGCGCGUGGACUUGGACCAGCUGCUGGGCAUUGGGGCGUUCAGCCUGGACCGCGUGCUGGCUGUGGAGCCGGACUUCCUGGAGGACAAGGAGCACGAACACGACAGCUCCAUCACCAGCGUGGGCAUCACCUGCGAGGGCGCCUGCGACCCCGACAAGCUCAACGCCUGGCUGCGGCGCCUGCUGACAGAGAAGGGUGCCGACCUGUUCCGCUCCAAGGGGGUGUUGGCCAUGGCUGGCAGUGACGACAGGCACGUGUUCCAGGGGGUGCACAUGCUGCUGCAGAUGACCAGCAGCGCCUACGACGACGUCGCGCCGUGGGCCCCUGGCGAGAAGCGCGUGAACAAGCUGGUCUUCAUCGGGCGCAACCUCGACCGCACGGACCUCACCAGCAGCUUCAAAGCCUGCCUCGUGUGA